AUAAACUCUCGCUCCAUGAAUACCGGAGAGGUAGUUCCGCUGAGAGUGUUUCUCCACGCCUCAUCAAAUAUUUUUCUCUGUUUCCGGUAAGAAUCAAUCUCCACCGUCAGAUCGAUCUAGGCCACGGAUCCCGUCGACAUGGCCACGAUCCCCAGCUGCCACGUGGUAGCGAUGCCCCACCCAGGCCGUGGCCAUAUCAACCCAUGAUGAACUUCUGCAAGCUCCUAUCAUCCUAUCAAGACCUAGUCAUUACCUUUGUGGUCACGGAGGAGUGGCUCGGACUCAUCGGCUCAGCUCCGAAGCCGUCCAACAUACGGUUUCGCUCCAUACCCAAUGUCAUCCCAUCAGAGGUGGGCCGCGGAGCUGACUUCGCCGGCUUCCUCGAGGCUAUCUUCACAAAGAUGGCUGAUCCAUUCGAUCGGCUCCUGGAUCAGCUUGAUCAGCCGAUCGGCUGCAUCAUAGCCGAUACUUACCUGCCGUGGGUCGUUGAGAUCGGAAACCGGAGGAGUAUUCCGGUAGCAUCGCUUUGGACAAUGCCGCCGGCCGUGUUUUCCAUUUUCCAUCACUAUCAUCUGAUCACGUCCAAUCUGCAUUUAACGGCUGAUGAUGACUUACCAGUCGGGCUGACCCAGCAAGAAGGGGGAGUUAUUUGAUACUCGGCUGCGUAUGACCCUUGACACAGAGAUACUCAGAAAUUGAAAGUAUGCAUAAAUUUUGCUUUAGUCUUAAGAGUGAAAUUAUUUGUACAAUCCUAACCUAUUAUUCACCCAUUAUUCAUGGAUACUUGAUUGUUCAAA
Molecule: messenger RNA, 797 nt
Organism: Magnolia sinica
Lineage: Eukaryota; Viridiplantae; Streptophyta; Magnoliopsida; Magnoliales; Magnoliaceae
Product: UDP-glycosyltransferase 87A2-like
Exons: 2
Coding region: 204-653 (149 amino acids)
Source: RefSeq, a predicted model, not a curated record